Messenger RNA from Heteronotia binoei (common prickly gecko), 2676 nucleotides. It is a transcript of the gene ZNF367, whose product is annotated as zinc finger protein 367. The coding region runs from base 548 to 1564 and encodes 338 amino acids. The record is from RefSeq and is a predicted model, not a curated record. Gene Ontology annotation, biological process: homophilic cell-cell adhesion. Gene Ontology annotation, cellular component: cell-cell junction. The transcript has 5 exons. Gene Ontology annotation, molecular function: ionotropic glutamate receptor binding. NCBI's taxonomy places the organism in Eukaryota, Metazoa, Chordata, Lepidosauria, Squamata, Gekkonidae.
CCGGACCGAAGUCGACAAGCACCAGCUCAAAUCUUUCACGGAACGAAAACUAGAGGCGGCUUUUGGUGGGAUGCCGGCGACCCGCCCUUCCACCGAACUUUCGAAUUCUGUUGGCUAGCGUUUGAGUCCAUAAACCAAUGGCGGUGGCCGAGCACGGAUAAGCCCGACCCAGUACAUCCUUUCCGUCGGCUCUCCGCCUUUGAACUGGAGGGGAGAGCUCAUUUUUUACUUAGUCAUUGGCUAUAACAGUCGUCACUCUCCUGAUGCCUUAGCCCGACUUGGUGAUUGGUCCCGCCCAGGCGCGAAAUGUAACGCGGGAAAGUCUAGGAUUCGGUAGAGUCGGGGCUGCCGCUAGCCACCUUUGGGAAGAGGCCGCGGCUGCUACCCGGUGGGAAUCGGAGUGAGGUUGUCUGCCAGUCUGCAUCCCUGUAAAAGCUCUUUGCAGCUUCUCUGUAAUGCAGGCUUGAGGCGUUCCUGCCGGACCGUAGGAAAAGUCGGGAGCCGCAGCGCCGGAUCGGUUUGGAAAGGGGACGUAUUCUGGUGCAGGAUGUCUGAGAGGCCGGGCCCUGCGCCUGUGAUCUUGUUUUCAGGGGAUUCACCGAAGCGCGUCUUGGUCUCUGUCAUCAAAACCACCCCUGUCAAGCCGCCCCGCAGAGGCAACGAGGUCACUCGAGCUCCUCCACCGCCGCCCAUCCCCACCAGUCCAGGCUUCAGCGACUUCAUGGUGUACCCCUGGCGCUGGGGAGAGAACGCGCACAACGUCACUCUUAGCCCUCCGCCGGCUACCACUCAGCCUCUCUGCCAUGGAGGGGGUGGGAGCAGCCACCGGGCCCGAGAUGCAGGUGGCCGUUCGGGCGCAGACGACGAAGAAGCCGGCAGCCCGGACAGCGGCAUUGGGAGCAGCGGGCACCUGAGGGAUGGGAUUAGAAGAGGCCGACCAAGAGCAGACACCGUUCGAGAUCUAAUAAGUGAGGGAGAGCAUUCUUCUAGCAGAAUUCGCUGUAAUGUUUGCAACAGAGUCUUUCCACGAGAGAAAUCCUUACAGGCACACAAAAGAACUCAUACUGGUGAAAGGCCUUAUUUGUGUGACUACCCUGAGUGUGGGAAAGCUUUUGUUCAGAGUGGGCAACUUAAAACACAUCAACGUCUCCAUACAGGAGAAAAACCUUUUGUCUGUUCAGAAAAUGGAUGUGUAAGCAGAUUUACACAUGCAAACCGUCACUGUCCCAAGCAUCCCUAUGCAAGGCUGAGGAGAGAAGAACCUACGGACAGGCUAAAUAAAAAACAAACAGCAGAUAACAAAGCUGUUGCUGAAUGGCUGGCAAAAUACUGGGAGAUGAGAGAGCAACGCGCUCCUACAUUGAGAAGCAAAACUAUUCAUAAGCCUGAUCAGGAGCAGCAAGAUCCCUUGGGGUAUCUCCAGUCUGAUGAUGAUGAGGAGGAGGAAAAGAGUACUACCCAUUCAGCUGCCUGUAGCCGCCUUCAGGAACAGCGUGAACGCUUGCAUGGAGCACUAGCACUCAUAGAGCUUGCAAACCUUGAUGGAGCUCCACUGCGACAGUAGUAGAAAAACAACCUGCUGAUAAAUGUACUGCAUUUUGGUACUUAAACCAGUUAGCUCCUCAGCAUAAGCUAAGCACCUUAUUUGCUUUCAUAGGCUGCUAUUCUGUAGAAUUUAUGAAGAAUGUUGUUGCCCUGAGAAGAUGGGGUAAGAGAAUUGCACUUUUUUUGUAAGGUAAAGUCAGAUAUAAAGCUUUUUAAAGUAUUUUGUAAAUAGACUGCGUAAUGCAGGGUGAAAAAUUCAUUAUAUAGAAUGCUAGAUUUGCAAGGUUAGGGCUGUGCUGCUAUUCACAAUUACAUGGAAGUAAGCAACUGUGCUAUCAGGGGAACUUUCCUUCAUGUAAAAGUGUUUAAAUCAGAUUGCCAGUCUUUCUUUGAUGCAAUCCUCACAGGAAGCACUUUCUGAACUCAUCGCUUUAAAGUAACGGUACAUGUAUUAAAAGGAAAUAGUCAAAAGACUAUUUUAAAGUUGGCUGUAAGUAGGGACUGUGAUUUUCAAAUGUCAAUAUUUUAUCUAGCAUUACUGACAAGGGUUCUAGAACAGCAGUCUUAACCUUGUAGUGGCUUUGAAGAACCAGGUGAUGUGUUGUUCAGGAUCGUUACUGUGGUUGCUGACAUUAAGACUGACUUUGCUGAUGUGGACUGAGAUCUUGGCAGUCUCUUAGUUCAGUAGCACUUCUUGUUCCUUACGGAAUGUUGGGAAUGUUUGCACAUUGUUGGACUUGCCUAUAACUUUGUGAUGUAGUCUUGCAAAUUCUAGGCAUCAUGGUAACAUCACCCAGGAUGUGGAUUUUUUUCAGACUUCAUAGACCCUGUAACAAUGGCAUUUGUAUUUUGUUAAUAGGGAUAUUUGCAGGAUAGUCUUGGUUUAUAGUAAAAUAUUUAAUAAGACUCAUUAGCAAACACUAAAAGUACUGCUUCAAAACUUUCUUGCAGAUUUUUUUCUUGCAUAACGCCACCUUAUUGCUUUAUUUCAAAAUUACAUGCUAAAAGUUUGUGUUCACUAACUGAAGCACAGUUACUGAUUAAAGUUGCAAAAAGUGUUGGCUGUACAGCUAGGAAUAUAGGCUUCCAGCAGUAGCUGAAGUGUGAAAUGUGUGGCAUAGUAUUUUUUUC